Messenger RNA from Penicillium bovifimosum, 1449 nucleotides. RefSeq lists its product as uncharacterized. NCBI's taxonomy places the organism in Eukaryota, Fungi, Ascomycota, Eurotiomycetes, Eurotiales, Aspergillaceae. The record is from RefSeq and is a predicted model, not a curated record. Gene Ontology annotation, biological process: chromate transport. Gene Ontology annotation, molecular function: chromate transmembrane transporter activity. The transcript is spliced from 4 exons. Bases 1 to 1449 code for a protein of 482 amino acids.
AUGGCCAACACAUGGAAACAUGCCGUCCAGAAGGGUGUCAUCCAUAGCAUGGAAAUCCUCAAGGUCAACUGGCACUUCGGAUUCACAGCAUUUGGCGGUCCUCCCGUUCAUUUCAAGAUUUUCUACGACAAAUUUGUAACAAAGCUCAACUGGAUAGACGAGCAAUUGUAUCAAGAGCUCUUCAGCAUCUCACAAGCUCUCUCUGGCCCCGCUAGCACGAAAAUGCAUUACUGUAUAAACCUCAUCCACGACGGCUUACUCGGUGCUACACUUGGAUUCAUCACCUGGAGUCUACCAGGUGCUCUGGGCAUGUUCGGUCUAUCGAUUGGUAUAGCCAGUAUCGACGAGAGUCUUCCUCGUGCCGUCUAUGCGGUGCUGUCAGGUCUCAAUGCCGCUACGGUUGGUAUCAUUGCCCUGGCAGCAGUUGAGCUGUCGAAUAAAGCUAUCACGGACAAACUCACGAGGAUCGUGGUCUUUCUCACUGCCACUGCAGGAAUGCUGUACAAUGCGCUGUGGUACUUUCCCGUUCUUAUGUUUGCUGCUGGGUGCAGUACUGUUGCAUACGACUACCGCUGGCUGCAUCGACCUACCAAAGCGAUAUUCAGCCUGGUCCGGGGUAUACGAGCUAAACCGUCGGAUAGAGGGGGACAGAGAGGUAGGAAUGAAGGCGCAGCCUUGGAAUCAAAUUCUUCCAUAGCGCUCGACGCUCAGAGCCGGUAUUCCGCUCAAGACCCGGAGCCACGCACGAUACCACAGGGCCGUCGCUUGCGCUUCUCCUGGAAGUCUGGUGCUGUGGUUAUUGCAGUAUUCCUUCUCUCCUUCAUCGUCGUCAUGGUCCUCCGCGGGGUCUUAUCCCACCCUCCGCUCCUGUACAAACUCUUCGCUAAUCUCUACCUGGCGGGAACUAUCAUUUUUGGUGGCGGUCCAGUCGUCAUUCCCCUGCUCAGAGAAUACAUCGUCGCCGAGGGAUGGGUCAGCCCGCGCGAUUUCCUCAUCGGGCUUGCUGUUAUUCAAGCAUUCCCUGGGCCGAACUUCAAUUUCGCCGUGUUCUUGGGCGGCUUAACUGCUAUCCACGGCGGAUAUCCCGCUGUCACUGGAGCUGUCGUUGCCUUUUUCGGGAUAUUCACUCCGGGUAUUGUCCUUGUUCAUGGGACAAUGGGCGUCUGGGGCGUCUUGCGGAGUCGACGUUGGGUGAAAUCCGCUGUGAGAGGUGUCAAUGCUGGAGCUGUGGGGUUGAUCUAUACGGCGGUCUACCGUAUAUGGCAGGUUGGCUAUCUCGAUGAAGGGUUCCAGUCGGGCAAGAGUUUGGGAGAUGAUCCGUGGUGGGUGGUUGUGACUGCUACUAGCUAUGUGGGUGGGCGAUACUUUGGCGUUGCGGCACCGUUGGCUAUUCUACUCGGUGCUGUGAUGGGCUUGAUCAGAUACGGGGUGGUUCAGUCUUCUCUAUAG